AGCCCUGCGUCUCAGAGAUGCUGCCGCUGCUGCUGUCCCUGCUGUGGGCAGGGUCCCUGGCUCAGGACAGCAGAUACCGGCUGGAAGUGCAGCAGUCCGUGACGGUGCAGGAGGGCCUGUGUGUCCGCGUGCCCUGCUCCUUCUACUAUCACUGGGAAUACACGGACAACUCUGCCCCAGUUUUCGGCUACUGGUUCCCGGAAGGGGCCGAUGUGAAGCUGGAUGCCCCUGUGGCCACAAACAACCGACAUCGUAAAGUUCAGAAAGAGACCCAAGGCCGAUUCAACCUCCUAGGGGACCAUGGAAACAAUUGCUCCCUGGACAUCAGAGACGCCAGGAGGAGGGAUCAAGGUUCAUAUUUUUUUCGUGUGGAAAGAGGAACGACAUUAUGGAGUUAUAAGCAUAACACGCUCUCCUUGCAUGUGACGGGGUCCCUGGCUCAGGACAACAGAUACCGGCUGGAAGUGCAGGAGUCCGUGAUGGUGCAGGAGGGCCUGUGUGUCCGCGUGCCCUGCUCCUUCUACUAUCACUGGGAAUACACGGACAACUCUGCCCCAGUUUUCGGCUACUGGUUCCCGGAAGGGGCCGAUGUGAAGCUGGAUGCCCCUGUGGCCACAAACAACCGACAUCGUAAAGUUCAGAAAGAGACCCAAGGCCGAUUCCACCUCCUAGGGGACCAUGGAAACAAUUGCUCCCUGGACAUCAGAGACGCCAGGAGGAGGGAUCAAGGUUCAUAUUUUUUUCGUGUGGAAAGAGGAACGACAUUCUGGAGUUAUAAGCAUAACACGCUCUCCUUGCAUGUGACGGCGAGUAAUGACGUUGACAGCAGAUACCGGCUGGAAGUGCAGGAGUCCGUGACGGUGCAGGAGGGCCUGUGUGUCCGCGUGCCCUGCUCCUUCUACUAUCACUGGAACGGCUGGGACAAUUCUGCCCCAGUUUUCGGCUACUGGUUCAAGGAAGGGGCCAAUGAGAAGCUGGAUGCCCCUGUGGCCACAAACAACCCAGAACGUGAAGUUCAGGAAGAGACCCAAGGCCGAUUCAACCUCCUAGGGGACCAUGGAAACAAUUGCUCCCUGAACAUCAGAGACGCCAGGAGGAGGGAUCAAGGUUCAUAUUUUUUUCGUGUGGAAAGAGGAGAGACAUUAUGGAGUUAUAAGUCUAACAAGCUCUCCUUGCAUGUGACGGCCCUGAACCACACACCCCACAUCCUCAUUCCUGCGACGCUGGAGGCGGGCCGCCCCGGGAACCUGACCUGCUCUGUGCCCUGGGCCUGUGAGCAGGGCGCGCCCCCCAUCUUCUCCUGGACGUCAGCCGCCCUCACCUCCCUGGGCCCCAGGACCCACCUGUCCUCAGUGCUCACCAUCAUCCCACAGCCCCAGGACAAUGGCACCAAUGUCACCUGUCAGGUGAAGUUCCCCACAAACGGUGUGAUCGUGGAGAGGACCAUCCAGCUCAGUGUCACCUGUGCUCCACAGAGCCCAGCAAGAGGUGUGUGCUCAGGGGAUGGCACAGGAAACUCGGGGACCAGGGCAGGAGUGAUUGAGGGGGCCCUUGGGGGAGCUGGUGUCACCACGCUGCUUUUUCUCUGCCUGUGCCUCAUCUUCUUCACAGUGAAGACCUACAGGAAGAGAGCAGCCAGGACUGCAGUGGGUAUGGAGGACAUCCACCCUGUCAUCGGACCAACUUCCCUGGAUCACCGGGAAGAGUCCAAGUUAGAGGAUCCUCCUGACCCCACCAGCUCGGCAGGGGCCACCCCCACCUCGGGGAUGGAGGAAGAGCUGCAUUACGCCUCCCUCAGCUUCCAUGGGAUGCGUCAUCCUCAGGAGAGCGCCCACUCAGAAUACACGGAGAUCAGGACCAAGUGA
Globicephala melas (long-finned pilot whale) is the source of this 1865-nucleotide messenger RNA. The record is from RefSeq and is a predicted model, not a curated record. NCBI's taxonomy places the organism in Eukaryota, Metazoa, Chordata, Mammalia, Artiodactyla, Delphinidae.